AAUAAAAUAAAUAGAUGUGUGACGUCAACAAGAACAUUCGAUUAGAAGAAGGAUGACACACGCCCAUACAUGGUUUUAAAUUGUAUAAAUUGCUCAUCGGCGAUAACAUAACCUUUAACAUAAACUGUGUCAUCUACAAAAACCUCCAUGUAAUUACUUAAAAAUUUUAAAAAACAAAUAUCAUCAUGCUCACCAAGUUUACUCAGGGCGCGACCCUUUACACGGUUUUAGCGACGGUUUUUAUCGUCGUGGUGUCUUAUUUUUGGGUUAAUCGCAAGAAGAAAGUUGCUAAACCUUUGGAUAUUCAUCUCCUAAACAAACGCAUUUUAGAGUAUAAACCUGAACCGAUGAUUGAUCAUAAUCUUGUAGAGGCGUUGAGAAAUAAAGUUAUUGAUACACACAUUCCUGAUGAGAGUAAUCCAAACUGUUUUAAUUUGGCUAAAGUAAAUUAUUUGGAUUUUUUAAAUAAUGAUUAUAUUAAAAAGAAAGCAGAGGAAUGUAUUAGGACUUAUGGGGUUGGGUCUUGUGGUCCUCGAGGAUUUUAUGGCACAAUAGAUGUUCACCUUGACUUGGAGAGCAAAAUUGCUGAUUUUAUGGGAAUGGAAGAAACUGUUCUUUAUUCUUAUGGCUUCUCAACAAUCUCAAGUGCGGUUGGGGCUUAUUGCAAAAAAUCAGAUAUAGUUUUUUGUGAUGAGCACAUCUCGUUUGCAUCCCAACAAGGAUUAUUAGCUGCAAAAUCAACCAUUGUCUACUUUAAGCAUAAUGAUAUGGCUGAUUUGGAAGAAAAAUUAAAAGAAUAUGAAGUGAAGGAGAAGAAAAGGAAUAAAUUGUACAGAAAAUUUUUAAUCGUUGAAGGAAUAAAUGGAAAAACUGGGAAAUUAUGCCCACUCCCUGAAUUAAUGCUGCUUCGUAAGAAAUAUUUUUUAAGAAUAUUCUUAGAUGAGUCGUUAUCUUUUGGCGUUCUCGGCAAAUUUGGUCGAGGAAUCACCGAACAUUUCAACAUUGAUAGAAAUGAUGUCGAUAUGAUAAUGGGUAGCUUAGAAGGCUCGUUCAGUUCAAUUGGUGGAUUUUGCGUAGGAGCUUCCGUUGUAAUCGAACACCAACGUCUAUCGGGUCUUGGUUAUUGCUUUUCAGCAUCUCUUCCACCAUUUCUUAGCUAUAUAACGACGUGUGCCAUAGAAUUGUUUGAAAAAGAACCCGAAAUGUUUGAGAAAUUAUCCAAAGUCUCCAUUUCAAUGCAUGAAAAAUUAAAAAAAUUGCAAGAAAAACCAAACGUUCAAAUUUUAAGCGAUGAUAUUUCCCCGAAAAAAAUUUUGAAGAUAAAUAAUAUUGAUGCCGUUCAUAAAUUCUGUGUAGAAAAAGACGUUUAUAUGGCCAAAGAAGAUGACACUUUGGUUAUGAAUUUAAAUAUUAAUUAUGCCGAUGAUCAAUUGGAUAAAAUUGUUAAUGUUUUAAUGGAAGCUUGUGAAAGUUUAAAUUAAAUUGUAAUAAAUUGUAGUAUAUUGAAGUUGUUUACACCUUAAAUUGCUUCUUAAAUCACUAUUUAUUAUGAUAAAUUAAUUUUUCUUUUUUGUACACUUUAUUAUUACUUCUUUAAUAAAAUUAGUUUGUAAUU
This is a messenger RNA of Onthophagus taurus, 1615 nucleotides long. RefSeq names its product serine palmitoyltransferase subunit I. Gene Ontology annotation, cellular component: endoplasmic reticulum. Lineage: Eukaryota; Metazoa; Arthropoda; Insecta; Coleoptera; Scarabaeidae. The record is from RefSeq and is a predicted model, not a curated record. Gene Ontology annotation, biological process: ceramide biosynthetic process; sphingosine biosynthetic process. Gene Ontology annotation, molecular function: serine C-palmitoyltransferase activity; pyridoxal phosphate binding.